Messenger RNA from Aphis gossypii (cotton aphid), 1939 nucleotides. RefSeq names its product F-actin-capping protein subunit beta (gene cpb). The transcript has 4 exons. NCBI's taxonomy places the organism in Eukaryota, Metazoa, Arthropoda, Insecta, Hemiptera, Aphididae. Gene Ontology annotation, biological process: regulation of lamellipodium assembly; negative regulation of filopodium assembly; actin cytoskeleton organization. The record is from RefSeq and is a predicted model, not a curated record. Gene Ontology annotation, molecular function: actin filament binding. Gene Ontology annotation, cellular component: cytoplasm; F-actin capping protein complex. The coding region runs from base 188 to 1045 and encodes 285 amino acids.
UAAGCGAAGAAUUUUGUGUUAUUAAAAAUGUAUACUUCAUUAGUAUCUAUUAAGUAUUAAAAAUUAUAAAUGUUUAUCAUCACUUAUUAGUAAUAAAUUAUAAACUUCUUUGCCAUUCAGCGAUCGGUAUUUGUCGUUUGUCCUAUUAAAUUAUCCAUCACUGAAGUGUUUGUAUUACUGCUUAAUAAUGUCUGACAUCCAAAUGGACUGUGCUCUAGAUCUUAUGCGGCGUCUACCGCCUCAAAAAAUCGAAAAGCACUUGAGUGAUCUCAUCGACCUAGUUCCGAGUUUGUGUGAAGAUCUAUUGUCUUCUGUCGACCAGCCACUAAAAAUCAUUCGAGACAAGCAAGUUGGCAAAGAUUUUUUACUUUGUGAUUAUAACAGAGACGGGGAUUCAUACAGGUCACCCUGGAGUAAUACAUAUUUUCCACCACUGGAUGAUGGUGCUGUUCCAACUGAAAAACUUCGCAAGCUCGAAAUAGAUGCUAAUAUGGCUUUUGAUCAAUAUAGAGAAAUGUAUUUUGAAGGUGGUGUGUCUUCUGUUUACCUGUGGGAUUUAGACCAGGGUUUUGCUGGUGUUAUAUUGAUUAAAAAAGUAGGAGAUGGAUCUAAGAAAGUACGGGGUACUUGGGAUUCUAUUCACGUAGUGGAAGUGCAAGAAAAAAAUACUGGACGUAACGCGCAUUACAAACUCACAUCUACUGUUAUGCUAUGGUUACAGACUAAUAAAGCUGUAUCAGGUAGUAUGAGCCUGGCAGGCAGUUUAACCAGGCAAACAGAAAUGGACAGCCCAGUGUCAGAUUCUUCACCACAAAUAGCUAAUAUUGGACGUAUGGUUGAAGACAUGGAGAAUAAAAUGCGUAAUACUUUAAAUGAAGUUUAUUUUGGAAAAACAUGUGACAUAAUGAAUGGCUUACGAAGUGUAGUGCCAUUGAAUGCCGACGAUGAAAAUAAAGAAGCUUUGAGACAAGAUUUAACUGCUGCCUUACAGAAGCGACAUACUAAGUCUGAUGCAAAAGAUCCCACUAAUCCAACUAGUAAUUAAUAAUAAUUGUAUUAAAAUAGAUCUUCCAAUAUUUUUAUGAACAUACUGGACUUACUUUUAUUUCAUUAGAAAAGUAUUGGGCCUAAAUUAAAUCAAAUGCGGCCUAACCAUUCAACAUUUUGUUAUUUUUGAUUCACCUUUUUAAUGUGUUAUGAAUUAUGAUGUUAUCAAAUCGUUAUUCGAUAAUUUAAAUUAUGGUUCCCUCAAUUAAUUUCUUAUUAUUUAUUUAUUUACUAUUUAUUUACUUUAAAUAAUAGAAUGUUUGGUUACUAUUUUUUUAAAAAAAUACUCUGCCUCAUUAAAUUUAAAUGGCUUAUUAUUAUGCUAGAAACUUAUAAUUUUUGUAUUAUUGAGUUGAACACAAUUCUAUGUUACUACUAAAUGUGCUAUGUUCAAGUUAUGAAUAAUAAUUAUAAAGUUUUACGAAUUAUACUGUUUCUGAAAUAUUGUUUACAUAAUAUUAUUAUCGACUUUUAAAGUUAACAUAAUCUUAUACAAAUAUUAUAAUUCUGUUGAUUGGAUUUGUGUUGUAGGUUUUCGCACUACAUACAUUAUUCAAAAUAUAUUAUUUAAGUCACACUUAAUAAAUUAUAGAACUUAAUUAAUAGGAUUAAUAAAAAUAAAAUAACAUUUGUAUGGUUUAAUAUAUAUUUAUUAAAGUUAAUUUAUUAUGAAUUCAACAUAAUAUAGGUAAUAUUUUUUUAAAUUUUAUGUGUAUAUUAUUUAUUAAUUUUUAUUUUUUUCAUUACAUUUUUAUUUAGGUAAAUAGUAGCCCUACCGCCUAUUAAUAUAUUAUAUAUUUUAAGUUACUCAUCAUCAUUAAUAUUAUACUACUAUUCAAAUUAAAUAACAUUGUAUUUAUUGGUAUGAUUAAAAAUGUUUAACAAAUGUUAA